GCCGGUUGGAGAGCACCACACCACAAGCAGAGAACAAGCAAGAGCUUACUCGCAAGCAAGAAACAGAGCCAAGCAAAGCCACCUAGUGAUCGCUGAUUUCCUUCAUCGGCAGCGCAUCGGCGAUCUCGAUCUAGCAGACAACAUGGUUCAUCAAGAGGUGAUGCCGCUCCUGACGCCAUUCAAGAUGGGGCGGUUCGAGCUCUCCCACCGGGUGGUGCUCGCGCCGCUGACCCGGUGCCGCUCCUACGGUAACGUGCCGCAGCCGCACGCCGCGGUGUACUACUCCCAGCGCGCCACCAGGGGUGGCCUCCUCAUCACGGAGGCUACAGGUGUGUCUGCCACUGCGCAGGGGUACCCGGAGACCCCCGGCAUCUGGACGCAAGAGCAGGUCGAGGCGUGGAAGCCCAUCGUCGACGCCGUCCACCGCAAGGGCGCCCUCUUCUUCUGCCAAAUGUGGCAUGUCGGCAGGGUCUCCACAAACGAUUUUCAACCUGAUGGACAGGCACCCAUUUCAAGCACGGACAAGCAGAUUUCCCCAGACGCCGAGCCCGGCAUGGUGUACUCCAAGCCGCGGCGGCUGCAGGUGGACGAGAUCCCAGGGAUCGUCGACGACUUCCGGCGCGCUGCGCGGAAUGCCAUUGAGGCAGGGUUUGAUGGCGUGGAGAUACACGGUGCGAAUGGGUACCUCCUUGAGCAAUUCAUGAAGGACGGAGCCAAUGACCGAGAUGAUGAGUACGGUGGAAGCCUCGAGAAUAGGUGCCGCUUCGCAGUGGAGGUGGUCGACGCUGUGGUCCGUGAGGUGGGAGCGCAACGUGUGGGCAUCAGGCUGUCACCGUUCCUCGACUACAUGGACUGUGUGGACUCUGACCCAGCGGCGCUCGCCGACUACAUGGUUCGGCAGCUUAACAAGCACGAGGGGUUCCUCUACUGUCACAUGGUGGAGCCUAGAAUGGCCGUUGUUGAUGGUCGUAGGCAGAUCCCUCACAGGCUUUUGCCAUUCCGGAAGGCAUUCAAUGGUAUGUUCAUUGCCGCUGGCGGAUAUGAUCGUGAGGAAGGCAACAAAGUAGUCACAGAUGGCUACACCGACCUCGUUGCUUAUGGAAGGCUCUUCUUGGCCAAUCCGGACCUACCUAAAAGGUUUGAGCUUGGCGCGCCGCUGAAUGAGUAUGACCGUUCCACAUUCUACACGCAGGAUCCAGUUGUUGGCUAUACGGAUUAUCCGUUCCUUGACGAAGACAGCAGUGACCUAACUGCAAAUGAUGCUUAAUCAUCCAGUUCAAUUGUUCGAUUGUGAUUAAUAAUGUGCUACAUUCUUGCGAGAGGCACAAGUUUUAUUUCUCCCUUCAUUGUUGCUUUGUUGUAUCCAGAAUAAAAUAUCAACUCUGUUGAUCAUAUAGUCCUUUGUUUCUUUACAUCUUGUUGUUCACUGCUAUGGUUGAGGUUGAGAACAUCUUUUUAGAAA
Molecule: messenger RNA, 1462 nt
Organism: Setaria italica (foxtail millet)
Lineage: Eukaryota; Viridiplantae; Streptophyta; Magnoliopsida; Poales; Poaceae
Product: putative 12-oxophytodienoate reductase 5
Exons: 2
Coding region: 143-1267 (374 amino acids)
Molecular function (GO): FMN binding; oxidoreductase activity
Source: RefSeq, a predicted model, not a curated record